This is a messenger RNA of Scatophagus argus, 3302 nucleotides long. RefSeq names its product zinc finger and BTB domain-containing protein 7C. The record is from RefSeq and is a predicted model, not a curated record. The transcript has 4 exons. Gene Ontology annotation, biological process: regulation of transcription by RNA polymerase II. Gene Ontology annotation, molecular function: RNA polymerase II cis-regulatory region sequence-specific DNA binding; DNA-binding transcription factor activity, RNA polymerase II-specific; protein binding. Bases 584 to 2617 code for a protein of 677 amino acids. Lineage: Eukaryota; Metazoa; Chordata; Actinopteri; Scatophagidae.
UGCGCCAUGGGCUUAUUACACAGUGCGCUUAAACUUGUGUUGUGGAGGAGGAUGGGGUAUUAUUAUCUUCCAGCUACCCACCCUGCUAUAAAAACUAGUGGUGCGACAUCUCCACAGCGCAGUGCUGCUGCCCUCCCUCCCUUCCUCUCACUCUCUCGCUCGUCCUACAUGAGCCACACACAACAGUGAGCCUGACUCUUAACUCCACACUCGCCACUCUGCUACACAGACAGACCCAAGAAUCACACUCUCCUCUGCUCUGUUGCGCUGCUUUUGCUUCUCUCCAUUGGAUAUUCCUCCCCGGGUGUUUCUGGUUUUUUUUUUUUUUCUUUUUUCUCUUUUUUCUUUUUUCUUUUUUGUGAAUGGGCAUCCUCGACCGGUGUGGGGAGCUUGUGAAUGGACUGACUGCCUGGCUGACUGAUUGACGGACUGGCAAAGAGAGAGGCAGCUGUGUUUCAAUUAAAAAGAGCAAUGCUGAGAGGUCAAGCGUGGAGCAACAGAGUCUCCUGGUAGCCUGGAAAUACAAAGACGCGUGAGGGGAAUCGUGAAACUGAAGAUAAGCAGCAGAAACAGGGAGAAGACAAUGGUUCAUCACAGAGAAGAGGACCUGAUUGGGAUUCCCUUCCCGAAUCAUAGCAGCGAUGUCCUCUGCAGCCUCAAUGAGCAGCGUCGCGACGGGCUCCUCUGCGAUGUCAUCCUCAUCGUCCGUGACCAGGAGUACCGAACGCACCGCUCUGUUCUGGCCGCCUGCAGUCAGUACUUCAAAAAGCUCUUCACAGUGGCCACCACCGACGGUGGGGACCACCACCACACAGCGGCAGUGUAUGAAAUAAACUUCGUGGCUCCAGAGUCUCUCACAGCCAUCUUGGAGUUCGCUUACACGUCUACUCUGACUGUGACGGCGUCCAAUGUUAAAGAGAUCCUGAACGCAGCUCAAAUGCUGGAGAUCCCCUGCAUCAUCAACGUUUGCCUGGAGAUCAUGGACAGCGGGGGUGGCAGCGGCGGUGGCGGCGGAGGAGGAGGAGCAGGAGGGAGAGUGGAGGAAGGAGAAGAGGAUGAAGAGGAAGAGGAGGAUGCAGAGGAAGAUGAGGAGGAGGAAGAAGAAGAGGAGGAUGAAGAGGAGGACAUGGUGUCGAGAAAGGACGAACAGGAGGAGGAGGAGGACAACGCCAGCGAGAGGUCACUACAGUCGUCAGAGAGCAGGGGGGAGCAGACGCCACAAGGGGCCGAGGACUCGCCGCCUCCCAGCACGUCCACGUACCACCAGCAGUUUGAUCUGUCGUCCCAGUCACGGUCUCCGGACACCAUGAGAGGAAAGCAGGAGAGUAUGGAGAGUCGGGCUUUGAAGGAUUUCUCCAUUGAGUCUCUCCUCCAAGAGGGGCUGUACCCCCGCAUGUCAACACUGGACAGGAGGGCCAGCUUCUCCCCUCUCCUCCCAGGCUUCUACCCCUCAAUGUGGGCUGCAGAGUUCCCAGCCUUCCCCAAGCAGCUCCUGGACCCAAACCACCAUCAGCAUCCCCCUCCAGGAGCAUCACCACAGACCAGGCUCCCCCACACCUUCCCCACCUCUGCACCGCUUGAGGCCACCAGGCCCCUCGAUCUAGCUGUGAAAAGAGAGAUCAUAAAGGAGGAGAUGAAAGAGGAAGUCCCCCUCAGUCUGCUCCACGGCAACUUCCUGAAGGAUUUUGUCAGCUCGGGCCUGGGCGCCACCAUGAAUGCUGGGCCAGUGCCACCCGAGGGUCACGCUCUGGGUCCGCUUAAGGAUGAAGCUGACUUCCGGUCGUACCUGAGCUUCCUGAGCUCUGCGUCCCACCUGGGAGCCUUGUUCCCUCCCUGGCAGCUGGAGGAGGAAAGAAAGAUGAAGCCCAAAGCGUCGCAGCAGUGUCCAAUCUGCAACAAAGUCAUCCAAGGUGCUGGGAAACUGCCUCGACACAUGAGGACGCACACAGGAGAGAAACCUUACAUGUGCACUAUCUGUGAAGUACGAUUCACCAGACAAGACAAACUCAAGAUUCACAUGAGGAAGCACACAGGUGAGCGCCCCUACAUUUGCCUCCACUGCAACUCCAAGUUUGUCCACAACUACGACCUGAAGAACCAUUUGCGUAUCCACACCGGCGUCCGUCCAUACCAGUGUGAGCACUGCUACAAAAGUUUCACGCGGUCCGACCACCUACAUCGACACAUCAAGAGGCAGAGCUGUCGCAUUUCCCGCCCCCGACGGGGACGAAAGCCAGCUGCUUGGCGGUCCACACCCACCAGUAACUUCCUGUUGCCCCCCACUGCUGCCACCAACCGGUUCGAGGAGAACGGGCUAAGCACCGUAUACCAGGGAGUCAAGAAUCACGGACUUGGGGAGAUGCUCGGCCUCGGCAACAGGGGUCUGGGAUUUAAGAGUGGGGACGGUGCAGGCAGGGAAAGCAGGGAGGAAAGGCAAGCAGAGGGGAAGCACAUCACGGAGGAGGAGAAGACAGGAGCGGGGAGGCAGAGGGGAGUGUUUGCCUUCGCCCUGGCUGGAGAAGAAUUGCUUCCCCACUCUCCAUUUUUUGCUUCGACCUCUGACCCCUGGACCAUGAGACUGGACCGUGCUCCACCCAUUCCUGAGCCUGCCAAAUGAGCUGCGGUCUAUAGAAGAAAAAAAAACAAAAAGACAAGACAAAAAAAGUCUCUUUAAUAUCCGUGUCUGUUCUGCUCCAGGAAGCUAAAGCACCUUUUUUGAAAAGUGAAAGAGGGAGAUGAACCUUUUGAAGCCUACUGAUGUGGCUGCAGUAAAACAGACUUUUAUUUUAUUUUAUUUUAUCGGGAAAACACAGUCUAACUAAAUAAUUUCACAGAUGUCAUGCUGAAUAAUUGUUUCAGCCCUGUGAAUGUUUACAAAUAUUUUGAUAGCAUUGAAGAGGAGGCAAACAGUUUGACACUGCUAAUGAGAAAAACAUAUCGAAAUGCUGUCAUAUAUAUUAUUUGCAUUAUUUAUCUACAAGGCUGUCUAAAAUGCUAUUAAUUCAAAAAACUACAUAAUUCUGCAGUGCCCUCUGAGGCAAGAUGAGAUGAAGCUUUUAUACUGAAAAGUAUUCGUUUGAAACAGAAUAUAAAUCUACAUCCACCUGUUAUCGUCUAAAUAUUACAAUGUCAGAUUAGUGACUAUGAUGAAUGUACAACAAAUGAUUACAUGUACAAAAAUAAUCAAACAUUUAUUGUACAAAAAGGUUAUUAUAACUUUCCAGUCUCAUAAUGAAAGGGAAGUGGAACAGGCAUAAAUGAGUACAAACAAAUUGGUGAUUUUGUUUUUGAGGGGUUCGGGG